Molecule: messenger RNA, 2304 nt
Organism: Parathielavia appendiculata
Lineage: Eukaryota; Fungi; Ascomycota; Sordariomycetes; Sordariales; Chaetomiaceae
Exons: 10
Coding region: 1-2304 (767 amino acids)
Molecular function (GO): catalytic activity
Source: RefSeq, a predicted model, not a curated record
AUGACCGGGGCCGUCCCGGCGAUGCUUGUCACGAUGGCCAUCGUAUUUUUCGCCUUUGUUUGCGGUCAGGUAGCUUGGGACUUAGAAGAUAGGGGCCAGCGAUACCGUCUUGCAACUGAUGAAGAGGAAGAGGAUGAGAAGGAGGAAAAAAUUUGGAGCGUCAUAAAAAUCUCCGAGACGUUUGUUGUUGAUGGGAAUGACGAGGCACGGCGAGUCAAGAAACCACGUCAGCGACCGUAUCAUUCGGUUGUGUACAUCGAACUCUAUGGUGAACACGCUCUCAAGGCCGCGGACAACGAUGCUCGAACGAACGGCAACGGCACUCAAAUCAGCGAACCAGAGCCGUCCACCGAAGAUGAGCUGGAACGAGCAGCGCGGUGUGGGAAAUGGGGGCCCACGCGCCCGAGCGAGCUGUUCCUGAGAGGAAGCCGUGUCAAAGAAGCCACAUAUACCAUGACGCCUUAUGCCCUCUCGAUCAGGACCCUCUCCGGGCCAUGCAUGGCACUAAUAUCCGAAAAAAUGCCCGACAUUGUGCGCCACAUGUCCAACGUCAUCGUCCGCGCCGAGCGAGAGGUUUUCCUAGCGACCAACUACUGGCAAAAUAGCGUCGCCUCCAAAUACAUCACCAAUGCCAUCAGGGAGCUGGAUCGCCGAGCUGGAGCAAGGGGCGUGAGAAUCGUCUUGAAGAUCCUCUACGACCGAGGGAGCCCGAGGCAACUAUACGAGCCACACUACCAUGUCUCACCAAAGGAAUUUACUGGAGAUAAGGUCAACUUGCCCCACCCCAGCGAGAUCCAGAAUAUCGACAUGGAGGUUAUGAAUUUCCACACCCCGCUAAUGGGCACGUUCCAUGCCAAGUACAUGGUGGUCGACCGGAAGAUUGCCCUCCUCCAGAGCAGCAACAUCCAAGACAACGACAACCUGGAGACGCUUAUUCACUUGGAGGGACCGGUCGUCGACUCUUUGUACGACAUGGCUUUGAUCUCGUGGCACAAGCGGAUGGAGCCGCCCUUGCCAAGUUAUGACUCUCCGGCUGCUUUGGGGUGGUUAAGUUCGUUUGACGGGACGAGUAACGGUGCCCCCCGGGCGCAGGCAGCGAAUGGAGCGGAUGAAAGGAACCCCAGCUUAUCCGCCCUGAAUUCCCUCGGGAUGUCCAAGCCGCUUCCAGAGCAUACAGCCGACGACCCUCAGUACGACGACGACAUCGCGGGCGAGGUUGCCCGUUCUCAGGCAUCCCUCGCUCCCAAGCCGGGCUUGACCCAUCUGCAAGCCGUCGCUCGGUUGCUCAACCACACAGUCAACGAAGGCCUCCCCGGCGACCCGAACGCACCAGAAUGCCCCCCGGGUGAGCUUAUGACUCCAUAUAUCCCUCAUCAGUCUCGCACUCCCUAUCCCAUGGCCCUGGUCAACCGCGCACCCUACGGCCCGCCCACGCACCGCUCCGUGUCAACACCCCAAAACGCUGCCUGGCUGUCCGCUCUAAACAACGCCAAACACACCGUCUACAUCAUCUCCCCGACGCUCAACGCCAGCCCCCUGAUCCCCGCCAUCAUCGCCGCCUGCGAGCGCGGCGUCAACGUGUACUGCUACAUCUGCCUGAGCUACAACGACGCCGGCGAACUCCUCCCCCGCCAAGGCGGCCACAACGAGAAAGUCGCCUCCACCCUCUACGCCUCCCUCUCAUCCCCAUCCGCCCGCGCCCGGCUGCACUACCACUGGUACGUGGCCAAGGACCAGACGCGCCCGAUCCCGCAGUCGCGCCGCCAGCGCAGCAGCCACGUCAAGCUGAUGAUUGUGGACGGGGCCGUCGCCAUCCAGGGCAACGGGAACCAGGACACGCAGAGCUGGUUCCACAGCCAGGAGGUCAAUGUCAUGAUUGACAGCGAGGAGCUCUGUGCCGAGUGGCUGGCGGCGCUGAGGCGGAAUCAGAAUAUGGAGAUGUUUGGUCGGCAACUGGUCAGACCGGUGAUAUCGAAGCCCGGAAGACUACACCUCAAGGUGGAUAAACUUGUAGAUCGAGAUGCCGUCGAUCAGUCAGCUCCAACUGAGGCGCCCGGGCUGUUAGUUGCGCUGGUGACGGAAGUAUUCGGUCUCGUCGGGGAUGGAGGAUCGAGUUCGGCUGGUGACGGUGUUCGAUCUCGUCGGAGAAUGGAAUUCCGAGGCCUCAUGGCUCCAUCCACCAUUGCGCGAGCUAGGGGUGGAGGAUGUUGCGUUGACGGCGUCCAGGGCUAUCCCAAGCUCAGGGGCCUCAGCUGCUGCCUUGCCCUUGUCCUUCUUCCGCCUUUGUCGAAGGUGCAGCCCUGA